This is a messenger RNA of Abrus precatorius (Indian licorice), 1536 nucleotides long. Its product is annotated as WAT1-related protein At3g28050-like. The record is from RefSeq and is a predicted model, not a curated record. Gene Ontology annotation, cellular component: plasma membrane. Gene Ontology annotation, molecular function: transmembrane transporter activity. Bases 102 to 1184 code for a protein of 360 amino acids. The transcript is spliced from 7 exons. Lineage: Eukaryota; Viridiplantae; Streptophyta; Magnoliopsida; Fabales; Fabaceae.
GACAUGUAAAGGAGCAUCCUCGAAACUUUAGGGGCAACACAACAACUUACAAUACCAAACUGGACUACAAGAGAGUCUGUGUUGUGUGAGGGCAAAAAGGGAUGGGAAGAGGAUGGUCGUUUUACAGGGAUUUGCUUCCAAUUGUGGUGAUUAUAGGCAAUGAAUGCAAUGACAUGGGCUUACUCACACUGUUCAAAGCAGCCACACUGCAAGGGAUGAAUAAUCAUGUCUUUGUUGCCUAUGCUUAUGCUGUUGCUACCACUAUACUCAUUCCUGUGACUUAUUUCAGCAGAAGAUCAAGAGUGGUUCCUCCACUUAGUUUCUCCAUAAUAUCCAAAAUUGUUCUUCUUGGGGUGAUAGGAAGUUCUUCUCAGGUGCUCGGGUAUGCUGCCGUUAGUUACAGUUCUCCAACACUUGCUUCAUCUAUUGGCAAUCUGGUGCCUGCUUUCACCUUCAUCCUUGCUGUAAUUUGCAGGAUGGAAAAGUUGUCUGCCAAAAGUAGAAGUAGUCAAGCUAAGGUAAUGGGAAGCAUAAUAUCAAUAGCAGGUGCAUUUGUAUUGACUUUCUACAAAGGCCCAUCUAUCAUCAAUGCUCACACACAUCUUUCCUUACUACAACAACCAAUUAGCUUUCUUAAAUCAGAGGAUGCAAGUUGGGCCAUUGCUGGUAUUCUGCUAAUAGCUGACUACUUUCUGGCUUCAGUAUGGUACAUUUUACAGAUGGAUAUCUUGAAAGUGUUCCCAGAUGAACUAACUUUAGUCUUCUUUUACAAUGUGACCGCCACCAUAUUAUCUAUAGCUGUAGGUUUACUUACAGUGCCAAAUGCUAGUGAUUGGAAAAUAGGAGUAGAUAUUUCACUGAUCUCCAUUGUUUGCUCUGGAAUAUUUGGAAAGUUAAUGAGCAAUGUAGUUUAUGCCUGGGCCCUGCAUUUAAAGGGGCCUGUCUAUGUAACAUCAUUCAAGCCACUCCAAAUUGUUAUAGCUGUUGCAAUGGGUGUAAUGUUCCUUGAUGACACUCUUUACAUUGGAAGUAUAGUUGGAGCCAUAAUAAUAUCACUUGGUCUUUAUGCUGUACUGUGGGGCAAAUCAGCAGAAGGGAUAGAUGAAGAUGUUGGUAGCCUUGAAUCACCAACUACUGAAAAUGUUCCUCUCUUGCAAAGCUACAACAGAACUGAAACUAACUGAAAAGAAUGUUUAAAAGACAAUUACAAAACAAACUCUUCCCCACUCUUAACAUCAUAGAAAACUGUAAAGAACCCAUUUUCCUGUCAUAGAACAGCAUGGUACACACGGCUGUAAGGAUCAAAACUGUGGUUGGUUUCAUUGUCCCUCGAGUGAUCCUGUGGCGGUGAGUGGUGACUGCCCAAGUUGUUGCCCCUCUAAAGUGAAUGCAUGACUUAAAGCAUAUGUGGCAAUGAAGGAGAUUGCAUUCAAUUAAUAAGUGUUCUUUCUUAUGUCCUUUUACCUUUUCAUUAAGCAAGGUUGGUGAUACAUAGUGCUGCUGUUACUUUCUUAUUUGAAGAUACACAAUUAUAGA